Molecule: messenger RNA, 654 nt
Organism: Geodia barretti
Lineage: Eukaryota; Metazoa; Porifera; Demospongiae; Tetractinellida; Geodiidae
Source: the annotation of a GenBank genome assembly
CGCGCGUCGGGCGGCGAGGAUGUUGCCACAUGGCGCGGUGGUGAAUCUUGGUAUCGGCAUCCCUUCGCUUUGUGCGGAUUUCGUUCCCGAGGGGGUGCAGCUUCGGUACAGGCUGAGAACGGGGUGUUGGGUUACGGCGAAUUGUUGGCGCCGGAGGACGGCGAUCCUGAUCUGAUCGAUGCGAGCGGGCAGUUUACUAAGAUGACGCCGGGGAUGGCGUUUUUUGACUCGGCGGAGUCGUUUGCCAUGAUCCGAGGCGGUCACAUCGAUGCGACGGUGCUUGGUGCGUUGCAGGUGUCGGAGAAUGGAGAUUUGGCUAACUGGAUGCUGCCGUCGCGGGGUAUUGGGAGUAUCGGUGGCGGGAUGGAUUUGGCGGCUAACACCAAACGGGUGAUUGUGGCGAUGGAGCAUACGACGAGGCGCAACUUGCCCAAGAAUAUCCUCAGGGAGUGCGAAUUCCCAUUGACGGCUCAGCGGUGUGUUACCGACAUCGUUACCGACAUUGCGGUCAUUUCCGUCACUGACCAAGGGUUGGUAUUGGAGGAAUGUGCGCCGGGUUGGAACCCGGAAGAUGUGCAGGCUUUGACGGCAGCAACUUUGCAGUUCCAACGGAAAGAAGCGUUCGCGAUGAAGAUACUGAUAUCCGGACGGUAG